Molecule: messenger RNA, 1985 nt
Organism: Anguilla rostrata (American eel)
Lineage: Eukaryota; Metazoa; Chordata; Actinopteri; Anguilliformes; Anguillidae
Gene: cep43
Product: centrosomal protein 43
Exons: 21
Coding region: 177-1859 (560 amino acids)
Biological process (GO): microtubule anchoring
Cellular component (GO): centrosome
Molecular function (GO): protein binding; calcium ion binding
Source: RefSeq, a predicted model, not a curated record
AAAGAAACAAAGCUUUGGAAAAUUUUGUCAAUUUUUUUUUUCUGAUAUACUACUCGUAUUAAAAUGAUUUUGAUAAACGGACGAAGAAGAUAAUCUACCAGCUAGUUAGACAUUACGAAUGUGCGGUGGUGAAUGACAAGAUAGCUACUGGCGUUUGUUUGGUUGUCUUGGUAAAGAUGUCUGCAGCAGAGGAAGAUACGGAGCUACGUGAUCUUCUGAUUCAAAACUUAGAAAACAACGGAGUUCUCAAUAAAAUUAAGGCUGAACUGCGUGCUGCUGUUUUUCUCGCAUUGGAGGAGCAGGACAAAGUAGAGAAUAAAACUCCACUUGUGAAUGAAAGCCUAAAGAAGUGUCUAAAUACCAAAGAUGGACGUUUGGUGGCCAGCCUCAUCACAGAUUUCCUGCAGGUUUUUAAUUUGGACUUCACGCUUGCCGUCUUUCAGCCAGAAAUUAACUCUCUGAAUGGCCUGGAGAGCCGGGAAGCGGUGGCCCGUGAGCUGGGCGUCACGGAGCAGGAGGGUAACAGGGGCACGCCCCUCCUCCUGGAGCUGGUGAAGAGGAGCCGGCACAAGGACAGAGCCUCCGUGUUCUCAGAGGGAGAAAGAACCGUGCCUAUUCCCAAGGAGUUAUCUCCCAGGCAGAUUGCUGAUGCCCGGAGGAAAUUUGACUUUUAUGACAAGGACAAAAGUGGCGGAAUAAGCAAAGAUGAGCUGAGGACGCUGUUCUCCGAUCUCUUCCCCGGUUUCCACAAGAAUAUGCUCGAGCGAUACCUAACAGAUGAAUUCAGAGCUGUAGACAAGGACUUCAGUAACUCCAUAGAAUUCCAGGAAUUUCUGGGGAUGUAUAAACGUUUGUUUAUCCAGUGUAGAAGUGUGGUCUGCAGUGAUGUCACGGACAUCAUUCCAACCUCAAAUAAAUUUUCUGAGGAGAAAAUAUGUACAUCACCUUCCAGUAAGAUACCCAGAUUUAAAGGAUUUCUUAAACACAGUGAGGAAGAGGAGGAUGAGGAGGAGAAGGCUGGCGCCAAGGGAGUCGAGGUGAGCCACAGCGACGCCAGCCUGACCUUGGGCUCCACGAAGGGCAAGGGCCCGGCGCAGGCGUCGUCCAGGGAGCCGAAACACGGCGAAGCCCCGCCCCUGCCGAGGAAGAGCGCAGACGCGGAGGUGGAGGAGGACGAGGACGAGGGGGACUCCUUCUUCGACGACCCCCUGCCGAGACCAAAGAAGACGUUCGGCUGUAGUAAUCUCGCCAAGGCAGAUAAAAGUCACUCAGAGGCAAGUCUCUCUGAAAACAACAAUAGUCGCAAAGAGGCGGGCCGGCCGGCGAAGGAGAGCAGCCUCUCCCGGGGAUCCCUCCCCCCGUUGAGGAAGAGCAGUAGCCUCAACGAUCUCUCGGCCGUAGACAGCGACACGGACGCGGACGACCCCUUUUCAGACAGUGAUAACGGGGGAGGGUACAGCCCCGAGCCCGACGGGAGGAGGGCCGACCCCGGCAGACCCGCGGGCAGCCCCCCGCCCCCCCCGAGAGAGGGCCCCCGGCUGAAGAGCGGAGAGCCGCACCCGCGGGACCCCCCCGACAGGAGGACCGGUAAUCACAAAGACAAAGGAUCCAGGGACUCGAAGGCCGUGAACAGCAGAGACGCAGCUCUUGGGUCCGACGAAGACAACGACUAUGACGACGAUUUCAACAGCACCAGCCACCGAUCGGACAACUCGAGAAGCGAGCUGAGCAUCGGGGAGGAGAUCGAGGAGGUCUCCAUCGAGGGCCCCGACGGAAGCGACAAGCUGGAUGACCUCACUCAGGACCUGAGCGUGUCGCAGCUCAGCCAGGGGGCAGACUACAUGGAGGAGGUGGCGUGAAAGACCGCCACCACCACGACCGUACCAAGACAGCAGAUUUUAUAUGGAAUUUAUUUAAAUGUGCGCGUGAGAAAAGUGGAUCUACUAAAAAAGAAGGUUUUAAAUAAAGUUGGACCUUGAGAGCAA